AUGCCCCAACCCCCCAAAAAACCCUCCCCCACCCACUUCCUCUGCAUCCCUCUCGUCACACCAGCCUCCCGUCCCCAACUAUCCUCCGCCUUAUCCACUUUCCGCGCCGAUGUCUCUGCGCCACUGUCAGCAGGCGGGUUCGACCUCCCGGCGGAGGCUGUCCGGCCGGUUGGGACGCUGCAUUUAACGCUGGGGGUUAUGAGUCUUGUUUCGCCAAAACAACAAAGGGGGAAAGGGAGAGGGGGGGAUCAAGGGGGGGUUGGUGAUGGCGGGAGUGGGGAUGGAGAUGGGGAAGGGGGUGGUGAAGGGGAGAAUGGAGCGGAGGAUAAGUUGGUGGUGGCGAAGGAGGUGUUGGGGAAGAUAAAGCUGAGGGAGCUUUGGGAGGAGGUGGUGAAGGAGGGGAGGAACAGGCUGGCGGGGAGAGAAGGGUUGGUGGGAGUCACAUUAGGACAGGGUCUUGCUGGGCUGGUAGGCCAAGGGGGGUUGCAGAAGACGUCGAAGGCAGAUAUCGCCCCCGAGGAAGCACGGGGGGACGAGAAGCCAUCAGGGGUUGGUCCCGAGGAGGACGAAAGCCCGAGAAUCACCCUCCGUGGCCUGGCUGCUAUGCAAACACUCAACCAAACGUCGGUCCUCUACGCACCACCGGUUGACCCGUUCGGCCUGCUGCAAUCAUUCUGUGAAAAAGUUCGGGGUCAGUUCCAGGAAGCUGAACUCAUGAUUGACGAGGGACGGCCGCUGCUGUUGCAUGCUACGGUGGUGAAUACGGUCUAUGUGAAGGGGAAUAAGCGAGGGACGGGUAAUAAACGGGGAAGAGGGGGUCGCGGCGGAGGGGGAGGGAAGAAAUGGGAGCGGCUGGUGUUCGAUGCAACGGGGAUUAUUGAUCGGUAUGAGGACCAGGUGUGGAUGGAGGAUGUGCCGGUUAAAAAGGUGGCGAUAUGUCAGAUGGGCGCGAAGAAGGUGGUUGUUGAUGGGGAGGAGGAUGAGGCGUAUGAGGUGACGGCUGAGGUUGAGAUUUAG
Molecule: messenger RNA, 1017 nt
Organism: Dichotomopilus funicola
Lineage: Eukaryota; Fungi; Ascomycota; Sordariomycetes; Sordariales; Chaetomiaceae
Exons: 1
Coding region: 1-1017 (338 amino acids)
Biological process (GO): DNA alkylation repair; regulation of DNA-templated transcription
Cellular component (GO): nucleus
Source: RefSeq, a predicted model, not a curated record